Molecule: messenger RNA, 1729 nt
Organism: Cornus florida
Lineage: Eukaryota; Viridiplantae; Streptophyta; Magnoliopsida; Cornales; Cornaceae
Exons: 4
Coding region: 682-1530 (282 amino acids)
Source: RefSeq, a predicted model, not a curated record
UUAUCUCCCCCAUUACCUUUUCAGCAUCUUCUCUCGUCUCUCUCAUCACUUUCUCGCUCUAAAACUGUCUUUCUCUCUCUACCAAUAUCUAUCCUUCCAGAGGUAGACACACAAAGAAAGAAGGGAAGAAACAUAGAAACUCCACGCACCUCCCCAUCAAAAACAAGGAAAGAGUCCACACCACCCAACUCUCUCUCUCUAAUGGCCCAGCUAGACCAAAAUUUAUGUACAAGAAAAACAAAAAAGAAUGGAAAGAUAGAGAGAGGAGAGAGAGAGAAGGAAAGAAAGAAGAGGUGUCUUCAAAUGUCCUCCAACCAAACCCACCUCACACAACAACGAAACUUUAUGUUCCCACAAAUACCCUUCUGCAACACCCAAAAAAAAUCCCAUCUUCAUCACUUCACUGUUCAAAACAACAAUGUUUUCCCCGUUUUAUAUGGGCUUUUUGGGCUUUGUCUUGGUCAGAGUUUUCACAGAGAAAACAGGAAAGCCAGAACCUUCUCAACUCCUCUCUCGCCCCUCUUUCUCUCUCUCUAUCCUUCUUCCUUUAUUAUUUCUUGCCCACCACUCUUUCUCUCUCGCCAUAUUUGUUUCUUUCUGUCUAUUUUAUGCAUAUAGUUCUGAGUUUUUUUUCAAAGUUCAUAAUUUCUUCGCUAGUGGGUUCUUUGUAUUUGGGAUCUGAUGUCUAAGAAGAUGAAAGGGGUUGCUUUGGAUCCAUCAACCAGGGGUGUAUAUGAGGAUGCUAAGACCAGAUUCAAGCAUCAGACUCUCAUGAUGGACUUCCAAGAGUUGCAUAAGGAAGCAGAGGGCAUGAGAAACAAAUUGGAGACCAUGAAACACAGAAAGCUAACCCUGUUGGCAGAAGUUCGUUUUCUGCGGCGACGGCACAAAUACCUAUUGACACACAAGUCUCCAAAAACCCGACAGGAUCGAGUAGUAGUACAACCACAGCAUUUUGAAACCCAGCGCACAAACACUAAGAAAGACAGGAUUUACAGUAAAAAGGAGGCCACUUUGCGAAGUUUACUCCCGGUUUUUAACUUGAACCAAAAGGAAAGGUUUUUUAAUGGAAAUGAAUCUGCCCUGUUGAACCCAUCUUCACUUUCUGGCAUAAACCAGAAAAAAAGGAUAUAUAGCGGAAAGGAACCUCCUCUUCAGAAGCCAAAUCCACUUAUUGAUCUGAACCAGAAGGGAAGGAUGUAUAUUGGAAAGGAGGACCCUCUGAUAAAGCCAGCUCUGAUUUUCGAUUUAAACCAGAAGGAAAAGACUUGCAGUGGCAAGGAGGCUGCUGUGCAAAACCGAGCUCCAAUAUUUGACUUAAACCAGAUAUCGAGAGAGGAAGAAGAGGAAUUUCACGAGACUUAUAAACCACCAAGGAUUGAGGAGCCGAAGAGCUGUGUAAUCAAAGUUGGAAAUGACGAGCAGCACAAUGAUUUGAAAUUAUCUAUAUGUAGGAAUGUGGGGAACGGAUCAAACAGAGCUGGGAAGAGGAAGAUCUCAUGGCAAGACCAGGUUGCGUUGAGGGUUUGAAUAUUAUUGAAGUGCAGCACAUCAAGAUCUCGCAUUCAGUGAGCUUUUGAUGCUAGGUUUAGGCUUUUGAAAAUUUCCCUGCUAUGCAAGGUUACUUUUACUUACAUUCCAUGUCUUCUUUUUUCUUUCUUCUGUAAAGGAAAAAUAGCUUUUAUAUAUUAAAGUACACACGAAGUGAAUGCAAAUGUUGUUUGAGAAA